AUGCACAUGACCAAAGUCCCUCGUCUACUCCUAGUGCUUCUGUGUAGUGAACUGUGUGCGGCCAUUAAGGUCCCAGUAACCUGGAACGAUAGUGUAAAAAGUGAAGUGAAAAAUGAACAGAAUGUGGAAUCACCCGUGGAAAUAUUCAAUCCUCAAAAUGUGCAAACCAGAUCACAUAACCAGCAACCUAUCCCGAUCGAAUAUUUUGAAUAUACGGCUCAGAAACCUAAAUUUGCGACCGAAAUAGCGGCGUUUCAUGGCGUGAAAAAUCCUGAACAAAAUUAUAAAGCGUAUCCUGUGCAGCCUUACACAGGUAAACAGAAACCUGUGUUGGGUGUUCACCACCUGUUAGAUGAAGAAAGGCCGAUCUAUCAUCCACUUCAAACUUACAUACAUCAAAAUAAAGUGUUAAAUAGAUAUGUUCAUCCGACGUCUUCGGGCUAUGAAAUCUUCCACCCAUAUAAAGCUGAGGAGCCUGCAUUGCAAACAAUUUACAGAGAUCCUGUACUAUCAAAAAUCAGAAAUGAUAUACAGGAUAGUAAAAAUAGACUACAAGCCUAUGAACAGGCAGCCGGCGAGCCUCAUAUUUCAGCUGACGAAUAUUUAGAAAGUCCUGAAAAAACAGACAGAAAAUUAUUUCCACAAAAAAAUGAACCAGCCCCUUAUGAAAUUCACAGACCUGAAAGAGUACCAGCUUAUUACAGAGCACCGACCAGAGACCUUCACAGAGAUCAUGCACUAAACCAAAAAUUCAGACACCCAUGGAACCAACAAAAUGUGAAAAUAAGACCUGUACAUUACCUUCCUUUACAUAAACACAUAGGAAAGUUACGAAACAAACACGCGAUGAAAUAUGACGAUGAACAUAAUGAGUAUCCUCAAGUUCCUGUUUCUGAAAAUAUUGAGAAGCUUCCUGAAGGUUAUGAUAUAUAUGAAAAAGGUAAACAAAAAUACACACAACUUAGAAAUAAUCUCGAUGAAUCGGUAAACAACAUUGUUCAAAAACAUCAUCCAGCUAACUAUAAGACAUUAGAACUUCAAAACAAUAGUGAUCAUAAAAACGAACAAAUUGAUGAAGAAUUUAUACCUGUUAAAAAUUACGCACAAGUAAGAAAAACUGAGACAUAUAAGCAUUUGCCAAAAACUGCUGCCUUUGAUGACGCAGAAACAUAUGAGGAAAUUUUAAAUGCACCAAGGCUACGCGAAGCUGUUAAGAGUACAAAGGCUCAAACCGUAUACAGCGAAGAAGGUUAUGAAGACUCUGCCUACGAUCAUGCUGGGAACAAAAACAUGCUUCGGAUCAAGAAGGUCACGGCAUGGAACAGUAAUGAUAAAGAUGAAGAGGAAGAAACAGAAGCUGAAGAUUACUCAGAAAUUGAACAUGAUGAAUCUGUUGAAACCGAUGCUUAUAAUGGCGAUGAUGCAGAGAUUGGUAAUCGAAAUAAACGCGAAGGAGAGGCAGAAACCGAAAUUGAAACAAACAAUGAAGACAACAAUGAUGAUAGUAGUGAACUUAAUCCUACAGCUCACGAUAACGAAUCAAAUGAUCCAGACACGGAACACGAAGUUGGUAAACGAGAAGUUAACUUUAAGGUACCAGAAAUAGAUUUGAAUUCAACAUUUAUCAUAAAAUCACCUACAACUAAACAUCAUGAAAAGAAAAAUGCACCGCUUCGAAAAAAAGAGAGUUUGAAGAAUAAGUAUCCAUACUAUUUUAAAAACUUAAAAGGUGUUCAUAAAAAUUCACCUUUAAGGUACGCUGAAAAUUUAAAACUCAUACCCAAAAAAUCGAGGGGUGGGACGGAAUUUUACGAUUCAAGAUCGAAACUACAAUGUUCUGAGGUAGAUGAAGACGUAGACCCUUUACCUGAAAAACUUAAAAAUGGAGAAAACCCCACUAAUGAGGAUGAAGAUGACGACGAGGAAUCAAAAGCUAAAAGCUUCGAUACCGUCAAACAAGUUCCACGCCUUGAAGGCCUCGAACAUAGUGAUGUUUAUACUGAUGUCCUUAAAAAUAUACAAAAUUCCCAAGAUAAGUCUGAAGAUAUAGCUACAGUUCUAUUAAAUUCUGAAGUAGUGAAAUCGAAUGUAACUUACGAUUCCUUUCAAAAAAGGGAAGAUAUUACUAAGAAGCCUCCACAGUUAAGAAAAAAAAGAGCAGCGCCAUUUGUGUACGAGCCGUAUAAAAUAAUAAGGGACGGUCAAGUUCAAGAUUCCAAGAAAACAACUACAACCAGCAAUAUCAGCCCAUUGAUUAAACAACUUCAGUCAAGUGGAGUAGCUGAUCGAGUUUCAAGAUCUAACAAAGACGAUAAACUACCAAAAAAGUCUUUGAAUAGUCGCACAUAUGUAGAUAUAGGCAGAAAAGCCAGAGCCAAACCUCAAGUUUACAAUGGUUCUGACCAUACUUUUGUAGAUGUGAGUAUAGAUCAACGUAGAGGUGAACCAAGGUAUGAACUGAGACCUUCAAAUCAUAAAGCGGAGUACACACCAGUUGAAAACAAAAGAGCAAUGUCCGUUGUAGCUUAUAAUGCACAGAAAACUACUGAAAAAAACAUUAUAACUACUAAGCCAACACCUAUACGAGGUAGACAACGCUUUCGAUCAACAACAACCACUGUACGUCCUGUAUAUGACGUAGCCCAAUUUAUCCCUAAGCCUUUACAAGUACAGAAUGUAGCCGCAUCAAAUUCAGUUAAGAAAACAGUUACAACUGCUCCAGCUUCAGUUCAAGAGAAAGAAAGAAAACAAGACGAAGAUUCCGAAGAAGUAGAGGAUAGUGAAGAGUAUGAUGAUGAUGACGACGAAGAGGAAGAAGAUGAUGAAGAAGAAGUCCCUACUACUACCACAACGACAACUUUAAAACCAUCAUUUAGAAAGAGAAUCAAAUUUACUACAACUACUGAAAAAGUACCAGAGCACAACACAGAAUCUGAAGCUCAACUACUUAAACUUGUAACUAGAUUCCGCAACUACAAACCAACUGAUGAAUCCGAACCUAAAGAUAAAGUAAAGCCAGCUCCUGAAGUGAAGAAAAAUGUUGAAGAGUCUGACAUAGCCCUGCCCAAGUACAGGGAAAAGAAAAAGAAGUCGCAUACCAGCACAAUAGUUACAGACUCCAAUAAAUAUGGAAAUGAGGAUGAAGACGAAGAUAUGGAAAAAACUGUUGACGAUUUAAUAGGUGUGAAACACGAUAUGAAGGAUUACAUGCCUAUGUAUGAAAAAGAAGAGAGUAAGAAAAAUAAGCAUCAUCAAUCUCGAAAUGAAGAAAAUAAUGACAGUAGAGAAGAAGAGGAGGAAGAUAGUGAAAAUGAGGAUGAAAAUGACGAUGAUGAUGAUGAUCAUCCUGAAAAUAGUGAGGAAGAAGAAAGUGGUGAAGAUGAUGAGGAAGAGGAUGGUGAAGAUGACAACGAUGAUAAAAAAGAUGAUGACAACACAGAACCAGAAAUUCAAGCUACAACACCUGAACCAACAAAACGCACCCUUAUUAGGACAACAGACGCUCCUCCAACAACAAAGGCAACAUUCGUCCACACGACUAUUCCUUCCAUGCCCUCACGAAUUAUCAAACCGGAAGGCAGACCUGUUAUAACAAGAAAGAAGAUUGAAAUACACAAAGAAUUGCCUGUAAACAAAUCGUCGCCUCAUAUAACACAAUUCAAACAGGACAUUAAACAAGUUGAAAUUAUUAAAGAAAUUCCUACAACAUCAAGAAAGAAACCUCAAAAAAAUGCUGAAGUUCUAAAUUUGUAUAAGGAUGACAAUUUAGCACAGGAAAUUAAUAAGUUAGGUGAUGUUGAAAUAUUCCGCGAAAACUUGAACUUAAACGAAGGCCCCAAACAUGGUGGAAAUUAUCGAAAAGCCACUAAAGAAGAAUUAAGAUUACUCAAACCAAGGGAAAAUACCGCAAAACGUGCUAAAGAUGCUGAAACUUCACAAAGUGAGACCAAUAAGAAUGUCGAGCUGGAAGAAUUUGUGCCGAAAAGAUUGCAUGGAGGUAAUUUAAAAGCAUUAAGCGACACAAAGCGCAGUAGAAGUAGUGACAGAAACUCAAAACUUAUUGAGCUAAAUGACCCACCAGUAAGAAUGCAUGGAGGUAAUCUUAAAUAUGACAAAGACAGACGAGGUGGAAGAAGAAGCGAAAAACUAAUAGAACUCGACGACGAAGAAGAUGAUCAUUCAUCACAAGAUGACAAAGAAUAUAAACCACUGAAUACAAGACACGAAAGAAUGCAUGGGGGGAAUUAUAGAAGUGCUAAAAUAGUAGCACCGCAAGAAGAUGACGACAUUCAAGUUAAAAGUUCAAAGAAAGAGUCACCAAGGAACGCAGCUUUACUAUUGGCCCAGUUCGCUCAGGCUGCCCCGAUAUUGACAAGUACACCGGCCUACAUAUUAGAUCCUAGUAAACGAAUGUACUAUUAUGUUGAUGCCUGA
Molecule: messenger RNA, 4434 nt
Organism: Trichoplusia ni (cabbage looper)
Lineage: Eukaryota; Metazoa; Arthropoda; Insecta; Lepidoptera; Noctuidae
Exons: 3
Coding region: 1-4434 (1477 amino acids)
Source: RefSeq, a predicted model, not a curated record